AGGGUACUCUUGCAGAGAGAAUCAGGGCAGGAGGAGCUGGGGUUCCAGCCUUCUUCACUGCUACUGGCUAUGGUACUCUUAUCCAAGAGGGUGGCUCUCCUAUCAAGUACAACAAAGAUGGUAGCAUUGCCAUUGCCAGUGAAAAGAGAGAGGUGAGGGAGUUUGGUGGCAGGCACUACGUCAUGGAGAAAGCCAUCACUGGAGAUUUUGCACUGAUCAAAGCUUGGAAAGCUGACAAGGCCGGGAACAUUGUUUUCAGGAAAACAGCUAGGAACUUCAACCAGCCCAUGUGCAAGGCAGCCAAAACCACAAUAGUUGAGGUGGAAGAGGUGGUGGAUGUCGGGGCUUUUGCUGCAGAGGAUAUCCACAUACCCAGCAUCUAUGUCCACAGGGUUGUCCAGGGCGCCAGUUGUGAAAAAAGGAUUGAGAAACGCACAGUAAGGAAAAGCCAAGAAGAGAAGCCCAAGCCAAAGAAGGAAUCUGACAUUGUUCGAGAGAGGAUCAUUCGCAGGGCUGCUCUGGAAUUUGAGGAUGGCAUGUAUGCUAACCUUGGUAUUGGUAUCCCCAUGAUGGCCAGCAACUUUAUAAAACCAGACAUCACUGUACACCUCCAGAGUGAAAAUGGGAUUCUGGGGCUGGGUCCCUACCCCACUGAGGAUGCAGUAGACGCAGACCUGAUUAAUGCUGGGAAGGAGACUGUCACUGUGCUCCCUGGGGCAGCGUAUUUCUCCAGUGAUGACUCAUUUGCUAUGAUCCGAGGGUAAGUCCAUAACACACAAGCUUUUCAAAACUUAUUUGUUGAAUUCAAGUAAGAUAUGCCUAACAGUGGUGGACUUUAAUGUAAGUCCCUUAAAAAUUAUUGAGUCACUUAUAGCUUGGAGGUAUACAUAAAGUGAGACCUUUAAAAACAG
This is a messenger RNA of Neolamprologus brichardi, 911 nucleotides long. Lineage: Eukaryota; Metazoa; Chordata; Actinopteri; Cichliformes; Cichlidae. The record is from RefSeq and is a predicted model, not a curated record.